This is a messenger RNA of Dermacentor silvarum, 1506 nucleotides long. RefSeq lists its product as uncharacterized. Lineage: Eukaryota; Metazoa; Arthropoda; Arachnida; Ixodida; Ixodidae. The transcript has 2 exons. The record is from RefSeq and is a predicted model, not a curated record. The coding region runs from base 171 to 809 and encodes 212 amino acids.
AGUUGAAUAUUCCUAGUAGCAGUGAUCGCGCGGUAGCUGUGAAAGUCAUUGGUCGUGUCCGAUUGGCCGACCUGCGAAAGUGUACAAGAUCGUCUACUUACAGCGUGUGAUCCGGACGUUGGUUUCAGCUUCGGCACAGUACCCCGGACACGAACCAAGCGCGCGCGAGUAUGGACUGGACGACGGUUCAGCUGCUGCCGAUUUCAGGCGGUCAAGUGCGAAUCCUGCUGACCGAAGGCGUGGAUUUGAGCGCGCAAUCCGUUAGCCACAAGGUGACAGUUCUGGACGCUGACUGCGAUCCCGGUGCGCUUGAGCGCCGCCACCGCGGGACGCUGAGAUGCGCGUGUCCGCGGGAAUUCGACAGCGUGCGCGAGUUCGAGAGUCACUACGCUAGCCGCCACCGUCUCACGUGCGCGCAGUGCCGUGUCGCACUGCCGACGGAGUACUUGCUUGAACUGCACAUCGCCGAGUCACAUGACCCUAUCUUCAUGGCACGUCCUUCGUCGACUAGCCAUCCCAAGUAUGAAUGCGUGGUCGAAGGCUGCACAGAGCGCUUCGCAAGUUGGGCCGACCGCAAACGGCACACGGUAGAUACGCACAGGUACCCAGCUGGCUUUGCCUACUUCCCACGUGCACCACUAACCAACAAGCAUCAAGCCAGGCCAAGCCAGCACAGGGGCGUGCCAACGCGAAUUUGCUUUGGCCGAGGCUCCCUAGUUGCGUGGCACCAGCAGCAACCACCGUCCACUUCUCAAACACCACCAGACAUUGACAUGAAGGCUGUGGCAGAGGCACUGCUGGACACUUAGUGCUUUGUCAGAGACGCUCCUUAGAAGUGCUGCCACCCUUCUAACACAACUUGGCACAUGGAUAUUAACGUCUGUGUAUAUGUGUUUUAGUAGGAAAAAGAGCUCUUAUGAUUGUGCCUACAUCAUCAUUAAGGCAGAAACGCUGGCAAUUAUCCUGGCGUCUUUAUAUAGAUUACAUUACCAGUAAGGCCUCCAGAGCGUUGGGUUUUUUUUCGCAGAAAUGCCAAGAACUUGCUGCUUGCCGCUAAAGAGCUCUUGUAUAAAACAUUAGGCCAGUACUUGAAUAUGCUUGUUGUGUUUCAGACCCUUGGCUGCAGGUAGACAUUCAUAAGGUAGAAAGGAUCCAGAAUUUGGCUGUGAGAUUUGUUCACACCAAUUAUUCCCGCAAUUUUAGUGUUUCCAGUGCAAAGGAUAACCUUGGAUAGGAACCACUUCAGCAGCAAAGAAAAUUCCUUAGACUAAAAUUUCUGCACAGCAUAUUGCAUAAUAAGAUGGGUAUUAAUCGGGAGCAUUAUCUGUGCAAUCCCGACUACUUAUCACCGCGUCUUGAUCACGCCAAUAAAAUCAAAGAGAUAAGAUGCAAAAUGAACUUCAGGGUGUCUUUUUCCCCAAAACAUUUCACAAAUAAAAUUAACUGCCGCAUGAUAUUGCCAUCAUUACCUCCCCUGAUGUAUUUUCUUCCUCUUUACGGAAUGCG